AUGAGGGAAAUCGUGCACAUCCAAGCUGGACAAUGCGGGAAUCAGAUUGGGGCGAAGUUCUGGGAGGUGAUAAGUGACGAACAUGGCAUAGACCCCACUGGGAGCUACCAAGGUGACAGUGACUUGCAACUGGAGAGGAUCAACGUGUACUAUAAUGAAGCUUCCGGGAGCACAGGCAGUAAAUAUGUCCCUCGUGCCAUCCUGGUGGACUUGGAGCCUGGCACCAUGGACUCGGUUCGCUCCGGUCCGUUUGGGCAGCUGUUCCGACCAGACAACUUUGUAUUUGGUCAAAGUGGAGCUGGCAACAACUGGGCAAAGGGCCACUACACUGAAGGUGCCGAGCUCGUAGACUCUGUCCUGGAUGUGGUUCGUAAGGAGUCCGAGAACUGCGAUUGUCUGCAGGGUUUCCAGCUCACUCAUUCACUGGGAGGGGGCACCGGCUCUGGCAUGGGCACCCUCCUCAUCAGUAAAAUCCGAGAGGAGUACCCCGAUCGCAUCAUGAACACCUUCAGCGUCAUGCCGUCCCCCAAAGUGUCCGACACCGUGGUGGAGCCCUACAACGCCACACUGUCUGUGCACCAGCUGGUCGAGAACACCGACGAAACCUUCAGCAUCGACAACGAGGCCUUGUACGACAUCUGCUUCCGCACUCUCAAACUGACCACCCCGACCUACGGCGACCUCAACCACCUGGUGUCCGCCACCAUGAGCGGGGUCACCACCUGCUUGCGUUUCCCCGGGCAACUCAACGCCGACCUGCGCAAACUGGCCGUCAACAUGGUCCCCUUCCCUCGCCUGCACUUCUUCAUGCCCGGGUUCGCACCCCUGACCAGCAGGGGGAGCCAGCAGUACCGCGCCCUCUCCGUGCCCGAGCUCACGCAGCAGAUGUUCGACGCCAAGAACAUGAUGGCAGCCUGCGACCCACGCCACGGCCGCUAUCUCACCGUAGCUGCCAUUUUCCGUGGGCGUAUGUCCAUGAAGGAAGUGGAUGAGCAGAUGUUGAGUGUGCAAAACAAGAACAGCAGCUACUUUGUGGAAUGGAUCCCCAAUAACGUCAAGACAGCCGUGUGCGACAUACCUCCUCGCGGUCUCAAAAUGUCCGCCACGUUCAUUGGCAACAGCACGGCCAUUCAGGAGCUGUUUAGGCGCAUUUCCGAGCAGUUCACAGCCAUGUUCCGACGAAAGGCCUUCCUGCACUGGUACACCGGAGAGGGCAUGGAUGAGAUGGAGUUCACCGAAGCAGAAAGCAACAUGAACGACUUGGUGUCCGAGUACCAGCAGUACCAGGACGCCACCGCGGACGAGAUGGGAGAGUACGAGGAAGACGAGAUGGAGGACGAAGAGGAAGUGCGUUCCGAUGUCCGCCAUUGA
This is a messenger RNA of Knipowitschia caucasica, 1371 nucleotides long. The record is from the annotation of a GenBank genome assembly. NCBI's taxonomy places the organism in Eukaryota, Metazoa, Chordata, Actinopteri, Gobiiformes, Gobiidae.